Molecule: messenger RNA, 1571 nt
Organism: Brachypodium distachyon (stiff brome)
Lineage: Eukaryota; Viridiplantae; Streptophyta; Magnoliopsida; Poales; Poaceae
Product: myb-related protein 305
Exons: 3
Coding region: 378-1253 (291 amino acids)
Source: RefSeq, a predicted model, not a curated record
ACUGCUGAUUAAAAUAACAUUUCAGUUACUGACUCCAGAACAAAAUGUGUUCCUAGUGCCAGCAAGCAUCCAAAUCAUUAGACUGAAACCGAGUGAAUAACUAUUGAGAAUCUUGCCGCGCAGCGAGAUGGAGGUGACAUCCUCUGACCAAGCCUCCAAUCUUUGAUCCCAAGCAUGUGCACCAAUUGCCAACUUAAUUCCCUGCCAUUAAACUAAACCAUGGGGCAAAAUGUUGGCAGCCCUUUAAAUCAGAAGGUGCACAUGGCACAACAAGUCUAGUGCUACUACUGCAACAGCUCAUCUUCUCUUGAGACGCAGGCAGACAGAAGAGGAAGAGUAUAUCAGGGGAGGAGCAGGAGGGGGAAGAGGCUGCGGCAAUGGGGUGCAGGUCCUGCGACAAGCCGAAGAUGAACUACAGGAAGGGGCUUUGGUCUCCUGAGGAGGACCAGAGGCUGAGGGACUACAUCCUCAAGCAUGGCCUUGGCUGCUGGAGUGCUGUACCUGCAAAGGCUGGUCUGCAGAGAAACGGCAAGAGCUGCCGGCUGCGUUGGAUCAACUACCUACGGCCCGGAUUGAAGCGCGGGAUGUUCUCUCAGGAGGAAGAGGACGUCGUCAUCAACCUCCAAGCCAAGUUGGGCAACAAGUGGUCGCAGAUAGCGAUGCAUCUGCCGGGUCGGACGGACAACGAGGUGAAGAACUACUGGAACUCGUACCUGAAGAAGAGGGUCAUGUCUUCUUCCAACUCCAACUCCAGAAACAACCCGGAGCUGUUGACCUCCAUGAGCGCCACCACGGAGCUCAUCAUCAACAACGGCGGCGGGAGUUCGGCGACCUCCUACGACGACCACGACGGCGGCAACGUCAGCGCCGGCAGCCAUGGCAUCUCAGCGGCGCCACCCGCCGCCGCCGAGCCGUUGUUCGACCAGCAGCAGCAGGCGGCCAAGAGCUUCGUCUUCGCCGACUGGAUGCCGCCGGCGGCAGCGCCCCCCGCCGCCGCCGCAGGGCCCGAGAGCUACUCCAUGUCCGGAGCGCACUGGCCGGCCUCCACCGCCUCCAGCUCCGGCACCGCCACGCCCUCGCACGCCGCGUUCCUCGGGGACCAGAUCAGCGGCGGCAGCUACGCCGGCGGCGCCGGCGUAUCUCACGGCGGCAUCGGCCCCGGAGCCGGAGGCGGCGGCGGGUACUUCGACCUGCUCAACAUGGGCGACAUCUACGGCGGGUUCAGCACGACGAACGACGAUCUGCUCUUCUGAGGCCUUUUUCUGAAUUCUGAAUCCUGAUGCUGCGAUGAGAUGCAGAUGACAUGCGGUGAAGAGAAAAAAAGUGUUCUUUGUGUAUGAAAUUGGAUGGGGUAUACUUGCCUGAUUAAUUUGAUUCUUCUUCUUCUUGUGUAAAAGGGAAAUGUGAUCAUUGUUAGAGGCGAUUCAGUAGGCUGGACAUACAAUUCUUUUCUUGUUCUUCUUUUUUCUGCAAUAAAAAUGUGUGUCGAUUCGUUUCGUGUAAGUGCAAAAUGUGUAAUGAGCAUAAUUCUUGGAGAUGAGUAAAGGUUUGACAAAUUUAACAGGUAUCAA